Molecule: messenger RNA, 774 nt
Organism: Lodderomyces orthopsilosis Co 90-125
Lineage: Eukaryota; Fungi; Ascomycota; Pichiomycetes; Serinales; Debaryomycetaceae
Exons: 2
Coding region: 1-774 (257 amino acids)
Source: RefSeq, a predicted model, not a curated record
AUGGAGGAACAAAAGAUUUCAAGACAGAGUCUAUAUCAUGAUGAUUCAGGGUCAGAAUCAGAAUCAGAAUCAGAGGGAGUAAGUUAUAUGCCGCCAAAUUUGGAAUUUGAAUUUGUCGAAGUAGAGAACUAUGCUUCUGCAGAACCAAAAGAAGCAACACAAGAGGAUAAUCAUGAGGAAGAAGAAUUUGCAUUCCCAUUGUUUGCAUCUACCACGGCAAAAGAAGAAACUGAGUCAAAGGACACAGACGGUAAUGACCGAGGUCGAUCUAAAAUCGUACAACCAAUUCAAAAAAUAUCCCUACGUGAACACUCAGAAGAACGAAUAGAUAACGAACGACCAGAAUCAUAUUACUUUGCAUCAUACACCCCUGAAGAGAAAUCACAGUUUGCACAAGUUGCCGUUUCAGCUAAUGAUAUCUAUUCCCAAUAUUUUAUUCAGCCAAAUCUGCGGAAGCUAAUCAACUUGAAUGAGUAUAAUGCAAGUAUAGAAAAAGAACAACAGAAAGCAAAAGCAAAAAAGGCGAGGAAUCGACCAGGUAAAAAGAAGAGACAAAGUAAAAUUUUAUGUCGUGAAAGAAGACUUCAACGAGCUGCCAUUGCGAAAAAGGAGGAGAAAGAACGGAAAUUGAAGGAAAAGCAGGAAAAGUAUGGUAAAUUCAAGAGGCAGGGUGGUAGGCAUAUGAAAAAAACGUUUGGUAAAGCAGGGCCUGGUCGUAAUAAAUCUGCUGGUGGUAAAUUCGUUGGUGGUAAGCCAAAGUAUAGAACGGAAUAA